AUGAACAGCCGUCUGGUAACAGUUGAUGACAAGUCUAAUGGGGUACCACCGCCGCCUCCUCCACCACCACCACCACUAUCGCAUCCUCAAACUCCUCCCAAUGCGCCAGUCCCCCGUCCGCAUUCUCAUACACAUGGGCACCCCAAACAUCAACACCACGACCAAUUUGGCAUAUCUUACUCGCCCUAUAAAGCAGACCGCGCCUGCAAAAACCAGGAAGAAGUAAACCAAGACCUAGACAGACUCUCCCAAUACUCCUUCAUCCGCAUCUACGGCACAGAUUGCGACCAAACAAAGACAGUAGCCAAUGCCGCGCGGCGGCACAACAUGCGAGUCUUCGCCGGUGUCUACGACCUCACAGGGUUCCCAGGCAGUCUGAGCGCCGUCAGUGAUGCCGCAAAAGGCCCGGAUGGCAAGACAGACUGGUCCAUCUUCCACACUAUAGCAAUUGGCAACGAACUUGUGAAUGCUGGUACCAACGAGCCCGCCGAAGUCGUCAGCGCAGUGAAGCAAGCACGCUCUAUCCUCCGCGGGCAGGGGUAUCAAGGCCCCGUCGUUACGGUUGAUACCUUCUCCGUACUCUUGAGCCACCCAGAACUAUGCACCGCAUCCGACUACUGUGCCGCGAACUGCCAUGCGUUCUUCGAUGCGACCCAGCACCCCGGCGGUGCGGGUGCCUAUGCUCUUGAACAGGCGCGUGGUAUCUCUGCUGCCGCUGGCGGGAAGCGUACUAUGAUUACGGAGUCUGGAUGGCCGCAUGCCGGAGAUGCAAAUGGGGCGGCUAUCCCUUCGCCGGAUAAUCAACAGACAGCUCUUGCGAGUUUGAGAAAGAGCUUUGACCAUCGCCGUGAAGAUUUGGUGCUCUUCACUGCUUUUGAUGAUCUCUGGAAGGAUGAUAAUAGCUUUACUUUCAACGCAGAAAGGUUUUGGGGCAUUCAUGGUGACCUCUAG
Penicillium soppii is the source of this 951-nucleotide messenger RNA. It is a transcript of the gene scw4, whose product is annotated as putative cell wall glucanase (Scw4). Gene Ontology annotation, cellular component: extracellular region; fungal-type cell wall; cell surface. Gene Ontology annotation, biological process: cell wall organization. Gene Ontology annotation, molecular function: 1,3-beta-glucanosyltransferase activity; glucan endo-1,3-beta-D-glucosidase activity. The record is from RefSeq and is a predicted model, not a curated record. Bases 1 to 951 code for a protein of 316 amino acids. Lineage: Eukaryota; Fungi; Ascomycota; Eurotiomycetes; Eurotiales; Aspergillaceae. The transcript has a single exon.